UAAGAUAACACCUUCAUUCGUAUGACAUACACAAGCGGAUGCGACUAAACUGUGGUUUAUAGUGGAUAUUCAGGUAGAUUUAUCUUGUAUCCGAGGUUGCAUGCGUUUUCACAUUAUUCCAACCUAAUAUCGCGUUAGUGGAGAUUACACAUAGUUAUAUAUACUAGCACCAUGUCGACCAAAGAAUCACGGGCGAGAGCCUUGGAGCGAAUUAAAGCCGCCAAAGAGGGACGUGCGGUUCAGAUGGAGCUGAGUGACAGCGAAGAGGAUAUCAUAGAGGAUGUCUCUGAGGAUGAGUACGACCGCCGCAAGAAAGCCAGUGUACUGGACGAUUUUGUGGUGGAUGACGAUGGUCGUGGGUAUGCUGAGGAUGGACGUGACUGGUGGGAACACGACGAUGAUGUAGGCAGUCAGACAGACAGCGAUGAGGAUGCGAAGCGGAGUAAGACAGAUAAGCGGAAGAACAGAAAGGAUAAGAAGGAAAAGAAGAAGAAAGACCCCAAUCAAAGAUCUAUUAAUAAACUCUUCUCGGCGAUGGGUGCCAAGGCCGCCAAAACCGCGGCUGCCACUCCAGCAGUAGAUACUGUGGCGGUACCUUCGGAUGACUUUUUGUCUGGGUUGCUUUCCGAUCUGAAUGAGGAUCCUCUGGCGAAGAAGGCGGGCCGAUACGCACACCGCAACAAAUCCAGUGGCAAGAAAACUGCGGCCGACAUCGCUCUGAUGGGCAGCACCUCUGCAGCAAACGAGCUCUACGACAAACCUGCACAGACGAAUGAAGCCAUCAAUUUGUCUGCUGAUCACGGGUCUGACGAUGAAGAAGAGCUCACAAGCCGAUACCAAAAACGAAUGGAAGCCAUUCGGGAGAAGCGAGAGAGAGAUGCCAGUGCGCGUGCGAAGGCCGAGGUGACAGCCCCGACAGCAGUGAAGGCGGAAGAAAUGCUUCAAGAUUUCGACACAGACGAGCCCGGAUCUUCGUCCCCCUCACUGAACACGGUCAAAUCUGAAGCGAAAGCCGAGCCAGUCGCUAAAGCAGUGCCAGCUGCAGCCAAAAAAGUACCAACGGCCGUUAAGCGAGAGAUCAAAGUGAGAGACUUCGAUGAAGACCCAGACGAGGAGGAUAUUGAGUUAGAAAGUGCGGCGAUUAACAACGAUCAGGAUUGGUGGCAAAUUCGGUCCGAAACGGUCCAAAAAGAAAAACUCGAGGCGCAGCAACGAGAGAAGGAGGAAGAGGAACGCAGAGAAAAGGAGCGCAACAUUAUGGCGACCAACGAACAAGGCGUGCGCAAAGCCUUUGUAAAUAUCGCCACGCUGGCACCCUCGCAAUCCGCAAACCUGCCCACCGUGACAGUCAAAGCCGCCAGUGUUCAGAAAGCGGAUGCCAGCGAUGAGGAGAUGGAUACCGCCGAACCUGAGACAGAAGAGCAGGAAGAAGUGUUCCGUUUCUUCUACAUGGACAUAGUGGAAGAGCCGUAUAAGAAGCCAGGCACAGUGUUUGUGAUUGGCAAAGUGUGGAACCCCAGCACUGAGGAGUUUGAGAGCGCCUGCUGCACUGUGAGAGAUAUUGAACGCAAUCUGUUUGUGCUGCCGAGGGAUGUAGAAGUGGACAACAAGGGCAAUGCGACAGAUAGACAGGUGUCUUUCCAAUCCGUUUACAAGGAAUUUGAUUCGGUAAUGGAGCGAUACGGCGUGCUCAAAUGGGAGGCUAGCAUGGUCACGCGUAGCUAUGCCUUUGAGUAUGCUGAUGUGCCCUCAUCAGCCGAGUAUCUCAAAGUCAAAUACCCCAUGACGUCGCAGCAACUGCCCAUGGAUCUCAGCGGCCGCACAUUUGCGCGAGUGUUUGGUACCAACACGAAUGCUUCUGAGUUGUUCUUGCUCAAACGCAAACUGAUGGGACCUUCGUGGCUUGACGUGAAGGGGUUUAAACGCUCGGGCUCUCAGCUGUCCUGGUGCAAGUGGGAAAUCGAAGUCAACGGAUACAAAAGCAUAGCCAAAACUACAGAUCCCCCGCCAGUACCUGUGUGCCGGCUGGCGGCUAUAUCUCUCAAGACGGUGCUGAGCAAGAAGACGCACAAGCACGAGAUUGUGGGUAUCAGUGUCAUCACACACAAGGCUGUCAACAUUGAGGGACAGACCGAAAACCCCGAAGCCGAUUUUGAGUCAUUCAGUGUCAUCCGACCACUGGCCAAUAGUCCCUUCCCCUUUGACUUUGAGAGCACCGUCAAGCAGCAGCAGCUCAACAUAACCUGCGCCAAUAACGAGCGUGCGUUGCUGAGUUUGUUCAUCGCCAAGUUCCACAAACUCGAUCCGGACUUCAUAGUUGGGCACAACCUGUUUAACUUCGAUCUGGAUAUCCUAUUACACCGCAUGCAAGACUGCAAGGUGACACAAUGGAGUAAAAUGGGACGUAUGCGCCGAACCGUCAUGCCUAAGCUCAGUGGCGGCAACGACGGAGGGGGUAGUUAUGGGGAAAAGCUGGUUAUAGGUGGUAGGCUGGGUGUGUGUAUGUGGACCUCUGCGCGUGAGCUGAUUAAAGUUCAAACGUACUCGUUGGAGGAGCUGGCGUCGACCCAACUGGGUAAGGAGAGACAUCGCUUGGAAUUCGAUCAGAUCCCAAAUAUGUACGGCGCCACUACGAAUCUGGUGCAACUCAUGCGCCACUGUGAGAAUGACGCGUAUCUGAUUGUGUCGCUGAUGUUUAAAAUCAUGUCCCUGCCCCUCAGUCGGCAAAUCACCACCUUGGCAGGCAACCUAUGGGCACGCACUUUGUCCGGUGGUCGUGCGGAGCGCAGCGAGUACCUUUUGCUGCACGAAUUCCACGACCGCAAAUAUGUACUACCCGACAAGCACAAGAGUAAGAAGUGGACCAAUAAAGAGGACGAGAAUGAGGAUGACAAGUCCAAAACCCAUCCGAGGAGGAAAAAAGCUCAGUAUGCGGGUGGGUUGGUACUUGAGCCCAGGAAAGGUUUCUACGAUACAUUCAUUCUGUUGUUGGACUUCAACUCGCUGUAUCCGUCAAUUAUCCAGGAGUACAAUGUGUGCUUCACAACGGUUGCUAAGCCCACAACAGCCGAGGAAGAAAAUGCGAUCCCGGAUGUACCGGACUCGGGGCUGGAGCAAGGAGUACUGCCAUAUGUGCUCGCGACACUCAUUGAGAGACGUAAACAGGUCAAGAACCUCAUCAAGACGGAACGUAACAAAGCCAAGCUCACACAGCUCAACAUCCGCCAAUUGGCAUUCAAGCUGACUGCCAAUAGUAUGUACGGUUGCCUGGGCUUCAGCCACUCGCGCUUCUACGCCAAGCCGCUUGCCGCACUGGUUACCAGCAAAGGCCGUGAGAUUCUGGAGAAUACAGUCACCUUGGCGCGGACAUCGCUGAACCUGGAUGUGAUCUAUGGAGACACUGAUUCCAUCAUGGUCAACACCAACAAGAAAGAUCUCAAGGAAGUCAUGGAAAUUGGGCGUAAGGUGUGCAAGGAAGUGAACAAGCUCUACCGUCUCUUGGAGAUUGACAUCGAUGGCGUGUACAAGUCAAUGCUGCUGCUGAAGAAGAAAAAGUAUGCUGCACUGGCCAUACACGAGAAGGACGGCAAGUUCACCACUGUACAAGAAACCAAGGUAUAA
This is a messenger RNA of Sphaeroforma arctica JP610, 3621 nucleotides long. RefSeq lists its product as hypothetical. Gene Ontology annotation, cellular component: alpha DNA polymerase:primase complex. Bases 172 to 3621 code for a protein of 1149 amino acids. The transcript has 24 exons. The record is from RefSeq and is a predicted model, not a curated record. Gene Ontology annotation, molecular function: single-stranded DNA binding; pyrimidine nucleotide binding; purine nucleotide binding. NCBI's taxonomy places the organism in Eukaryota, Ichthyosporea, Ichthyophonida. Gene Ontology annotation, biological process: leading strand elongation; lagging strand elongation; mitotic DNA replication initiation.